Saccostrea cuccullata (small rock oyster) is the source of this 3144-nucleotide messenger RNA. RefSeq lists its product as uncharacterized. Bases 109 to 855 code for a protein of 248 amino acids. The record is from RefSeq and is a predicted model, not a curated record. The transcript is spliced from 4 exons. Lineage: Eukaryota; Metazoa; Mollusca; Bivalvia; Ostreida; Ostreidae.
GUUUUAGCCGCGUUUAUGCCUUGAAUUUAGAGUUUUGGACAGCAGAUUUGUUAAUAUCUGAUCAAUGACGAGAUAUUCUUUGCAAAAGAUCCAGUGACAGCUAGUAACAUGAAAGUUUCGACUGCCUGUAGCUUUUUGAUGUUUUACAUUAGUUCUUGUGCACAUGAAGUACAAUCAGAGAAAGAAUUUAGUCUUGAACCAACCACAUUAUCCUCACUGGACUCCCUGCCUGGAGACACAACGACAGGGGAGGUAAAUGGGGUACAGUUUGUUCCCUUACCUUACCCCUCUAGUGAACCUCAAAACAGUGAUAACCCAUCCUUCAUACAGCCUUCAUUCUCCCAGUCUCUCAAUGGACAGAGAAAUAAUAAAUCAAUAUUGAACAGAAGUAUAAAUCCUUCUCAGACUCGAUAUACUACUCAGAACUCAUACAGCACAAUGGAGGAAGAUUAUGAUGUGCUGAAACUUCUUGGAUCCUCAAAGACAAUUCAUCAGAAAACCUCAUCUAUAGAAAUUGCUUCUUCUUCACCCAUGUCUCUGACAUCUCAACCUCAGGUCUCCAUGUCUCAACAAGAUGGCUUGUCUAAAACUUCAGCCCUUGACACAGAACCUCUGACAUCCCUGUGGGCUCUCUAUGACACUAUGUUAAAAACUGAAGACUCUGUCCGAAUACAAAGCUCAGCAGCUAUGACCAUUACAAGCUCAGCGGUUAGUCCGGCUUUUGUGCCCAAACCAAGAAGCAGUAAAGUGAAUGUCUCAUGUAAACCAUGGUCCUGUCCGAUGCCCACGGAUGUAUGUAUCCCACUAAACGGAGGAAAAUUUCUCUGCUCCUGUAAGCAAGUGUAUGGAAGAUAAUGAUAAUGGUUACAGAAAUUUUGGACAGAAACAUAUAUUUCUUGAAUAAGAGGUGUUGUGGACUCAAAUGUUCUCCGGUGAAUGAUGAUCAGGAAAUGCAUUUGAAAUGCAUGUAGGAUUAAUUGCUCACUCUGAAGUCCAUGGUGUCAGUAUGAAUGUAUAGAACUGAGUGAAAAUUUCUUUAAAAAAAUUUGAAGAGAUUCUUGGCAUUUGUAAUCUGAAAUGUGGAUUAGGAAUACCUGUAGAUAUUGAUAAGGAAAAAGUAGCAAGAAUAUGGAUUCUUAGUUGUAUCUUUUCCACUCAUAUAUUUUUUAAUAUCAUAUGUUGUAUCAAUUGUAUUACUGAAGUAGAUAAGUAUUUUUAUACCACCCACUUGAAAAGUGGGAUGUCAUAUAGUGAUAAAGAAGUCCAUCUAGCCAUCCUUCUGUCCAUCUGUCAGUCACUUACACUUUGGGGUAACCAUCUCUUACCUGCAACUCCUCUUCUACCACUGAUAGUUGUUCCUAUUUUACUUUUAUGAUCCAACACCUAAUUAUUUUGGGUAUCCCAAACCAAAACAUGGAUACUGCCUGACUGCCAUUCUUUCGAUAAUAAUAAUACGUGUACAUGUAUUAUCGAAGGGUACCCAUUCUUAUUCGCAACUCCUCCUAUACCACUGAAUAAAAUUUAAUGAUACUUUCACAGAUUCUUUAUUACAUAUUCCCCUAAUGCAAUUGUGCACCUUUUAUUUUACCUUUUCAUCUGAUACCUACUUCAAGUCUCCAGAGCAAAAUAUGGAAUUUGCCAUUACAAUCAUAUGGGAGACAGGGGUAUCAUUUAGUGAGCUCAGUGCUCACAGUGCCUCUAGUUUUUAUUUGAAAAAGUGUGUUGUGAUAAAAGAUAUUUAACAGGAGGAAGAAUGAAUUGUGCAAUCAACUAUAUAUAUGUACAUGUAAAGCACUAACAUAGUCAUACUGGGUCCUGCAAUGUGCUCAUCUCAGUAAUAUGAUAUUGAAAUUUUUACAUCAAUUUAUUUUUUGUAACAUUUUGAUAAGAAUUAAUUUUACAUUUUUGAUUUCAAGGGACCAAACUGAAAGCCAUAACACUGAAAAUAUAAAGCAUGUUUUAUCAAUCACAUUCCUUAUAUCAAACAAAUACAUUUAUGAACAUAGAUAGAUUAUAUGUAUUAACAGAUCUCAAGAACUAUUAAAUGAUCAAAAUAUUUUAGCCAAAUUGAGCUAACAUGGUCGUAAGACCCCCCCCCCAAUAAUUGCUGAUAUAUAUAUAGUACUAUGUAAUACUAUAAAAAAAAACUUAGCUACUAUAUGCUUGUGGCCCCUCAAUAAAAAUGUCUGAUGACCUUUUUUUUGCUCAUCAAGGAAUUUUUGGUAGUCGAUAGUGCCCCCCAAUGUAAAUGUAUGGCUGUGCCCCUAAACUGAAAUUAGUUCUUAUGGGUUUGGCUUAAAAAGAAAAUAUUAAAACCAAGCUCCUUUAGAAAAGAAGACUGAUUAAAACUUAAAAUUAAAGUUUAUAUUCAAACACAACCAAGUGAGUGUAAUUGAAAUAGACGGCCUACAUGUAUUAUGCAUAAAAUGAAAUUAAAACAAAGCAGUUAAUACAUGUAAAUUGUAAAAGAUAAUCACCUUUAAAGAAAUAAAAACCAUGGCAAAUAGUUUUUAUUGAUUUAUUUUUCAGAAAUGAAUUGUGUGUUAAAAUUUUUAUUGAAAAUAAGCAAUGGCAGAAUCAUGGACAUCUUGACCUUUAUUGGGUUGGCAUCUGAGCAGCUGACUGAUAGAUCUAUAAAAGGAUUUCGCACGUGAUGCUAUAUAUGUAAUUUACAACACAUUCAUGCAAAUAUAUAACUCCACCCCCCAAAAAGAAUUCAGGUUAUUGCAUCACAGUACAUGUAAUCAGUUUGGAUAUAUAAUCAAAAGAUUCUAAAAUCUAUCAGUCGUAGGUGUCUUUUUCAAUGUAUUAUAAAUCUACAUGUACGUUUAGUUACGAAAUGUCCAAGUUGUUACAUUGUAUAUCGAUAUUAUAAAGGUAUAGAGAACAUCUGUGUCUUUAUACAGCAAACCAGUCCUGUAUUCUUUUAAUGAACACACGGCGGAUGUGACCGGUCGACAGGGGAUGCUUACUCCUCCUCGGCACCUAAUCCCGCCCCAAAUGUUUAGAGGUGUUUGUUUCAGUGAGCUUUUGAGCUUGAUACUCGGUAACCGUUCGUCAUCUCUCUGUUUCGUUGCUUAAGAUGUAAUGUGAAUCACAGUUAUUUUUAAAGUACGAUUAAAUUAAAUGAUAUAAAAAGAUAAA